GGCCAUUAAACUAGUCGUCUCUCCUCUUCUUUGUUUCCCUCCACAGCAGCUUCGGUUACUUCGAACCUUCCAUCCAUAAAUCCUUCCUUUCUCCUCAUACCAGAACGCAUAGCGGCAUAGGACGACGAGCUCCCUACACAGACGGGAGAGAGAGAGACAGAGAGACGAGGGAGAAGAGGAUGAAGCCCAAGAACGGCGGCGCGGCCGCGGACAGGAGGCUGCCGCCGAGGUGGAUACUCCUCUGCGCGUUCAGCUUCGGCCUCGGCAUGCUGUUCUCCGACCAGUUUGGAUCGGUGCCGGAGUGGCAGAAACCGUUGGCGGCGCAGCGCCGGGUGCAGGACAGGAAGCUGCAGAUCCUUGAUGAAGAUUUUGUUGCCAAGCCGAAACCAACGGACGACAGAGACGUGAUGAGCGAAGUAACAAAGACUCAUGAAGCCAUACAAUAUCUAGAUAAGUCCAUUGCCACUCUACAAAUGGAGCUGGCAGGUAAGCGCAGCACACUCGAGCUACUUGGCAAUGGAAAUGGUAUAAGCCAGCAAAGGAAGAAAGCUUUUGUAGUGAUUGGGAUCAACACUGCAUUCAGUAGCAGGAAGCGUCGGGAUUCUGUUCGGCAGACCUGGAUGCCUCAAGGUGAGGAACUCAAGAAAUUGGAAGAGGAGAAGGGAAUCAUCAUUCGGUUUAUGAUAGGACAUAGUGCUACGUCAAACAAUGUGCUUGAUAAAGAAAUAGACGCAGAGGAUGCCGCUCAUCAUGAUUUUCUUAGGCUGGACCAUGUUGAAGGGUAUCACGAGCUAUCUGCAAAGACCAAGAUAUUCUUUUCCACUGCUGUGGCAUUAUGGGAUGCUGAUUUCUAUGUCAAGGUGGAUGAUGAUGUUCAUGUCAACCUUGGAAUGCUGAUCACAACCCUUGGUCGGCAUAAAUUGAAACCCCGGGUUUAUAUUGGGUGCAUGAAAUCAGGACCAGUUCUUGCUGACAAAAAUGUGAAAUACCACGAGCCUGAGUUCUGGAAGUUUGGCGAAGACGGGAACAAGUAUUUCCGCCAUGCCACUGGGCAGAUAUAUGCCAUCUCAAAGGACCUUGCCACAUACAUCUCGAUCAACCGGCCUAUAUUGCACAAAUAUGCAAACGAAGACGUUUCACUUGGCGCAUGGUUUAUCGGUUUAGACGUGGAGCACAUUGACGACAGAGACAUGUGCUGUGGAACACCACCAGACUGCGAAUGGAAAGCGCAAGCAGGAAAUAUUUGUGUUGCAUCAUUCGACUGGAAGUGUAGUGGGGUCUGCAAUCCAGUUGAAAGGUUGAAGUAUGUGCACUCGAGAUGCAGUGAAGGAGAUGAUGCAAUUUGGAGCGCUUCAUUCUGACGAGAUGCUAACAAGCUUUCACAGCUUCACAGACUAAGAGAUGGGUUCAUAUAAUCAUACGUUUGUGCAGACAGUAUCCGUCUCCUUGAAGUUCAGAGCUUUGCAAAUCGCAGUGGGAAAAGAAUUAGAAGAGAUAGAAACAUAUACAUACACCUGAUGAAGGAAUUGGCAGAACGAUAAACUGAACUUAGACACCACCUCCCUUUUUCUUUAUUAGGAUGGAACAUUGAAGACGUGGGUAUACAUUCUUCAGGGGAAUGUGGCUAGUACACAUGUUGAUUGUCAUAGUACAGAAAGAAAAAUGGUUACAUUAAAUUAAUUCAUUCGUUAGUAUGAAAUCUGAUUAGUCCGUAUCUGAACUUCUUGUGGCGACCAUUUUAAGUACAUGCGGAGACCGAAAAUAUAUGCUACAAUCGUCUGGCGAAAAUAUAUGCUACAAUCAUACUAUGAUUUUUGCAA
Molecule: messenger RNA, 1820 nt
Organism: Oryza sativa Japonica Group (Japanese rice)
Lineage: Eukaryota; Viridiplantae; Streptophyta; Magnoliopsida; Poales; Poaceae
Product: beta-1,3-galactosyltransferase 7
Cellular component (GO): Golgi membrane
Molecular function (GO): beta-1,3-galactosyltransferase activity
Source: RefSeq, a predicted model, not a curated record